UCCGGGUUAUAAGUGCUCGAGUUCCCCGCCUUUUGAGAACGGUACCUUCACAACAACAGUACACUUGAAGUGUCAGUUUGACGUUAUAAAGCGUCUUUUUCAGUGGACAUGUAGCUCAAGUAAAAGUACUGGGGGAUAUUUAUACUUUGAGCCAACCAGCUGGCAGCCAUGUUGCUGCCAUCCGACGUCGCUCGUCUUGUUCUGGGCUAUCUUCAGGAAGAAGGUCUGUCCGCUACAAGCAAAGCAUUCGUUCAGGAGAGCCCAAACCUGAAAGAAUAUGCAGAACACACCAUGGGAGACGGAGCCCUCCCUGCCUGUGUUUUUUCUGUUUUUGGGAAGGGACUAACAACCAUCCUAAAUGAGUAUAUCGCUGCCAAAACAAAAGAGACUUGCCAUGAAGUGCCUGCUGUAAUGACAUCGUUGUGGAAAAAGCUGGAUUUUACACUCAAACAAAUCAAGUCCUUCCAGAGUACUCCAGCCGUUUCAGCAAGUCAGAGAGCACGUUCACGUGUUGGACUGGCAAACGUGGCAGGACAACGGGUUUUGACCGUGACUUCAGCGAGCAGUCUCGUAUGCUCCUCUGAAACAACCCUCAUCGGCAGCCCUGCACUCAGCUCACAGAGUAUGCUCGGUCACUCCACCCCCGUGAGCUACAGUGCCCCACAAAUCAGAGCACCUCCAGGCAAUGCAACACCUCAGCAGUUCCAUGAUGUCAGCCGAUCACUGAAUAUACAGAAUUCCCCUAUACAGAUAAUAGUUUCAGAACAGCGACCAAAUCCGGGGCCAAUGUCACCAGGGCGACGGAAAUGGGACACGCCCAGGAAAAGGAGCGGUGCUGUGGGAGGCUCCAAUGGUCCUGGCAAGUCCAGCACGCCUGCCAAUAAUGUCACUGCUGAAUCACAACCUGUGGAAGAAGUGGAUGAGAAUUUUCCUCAAUUAGUGAUACAAAAUGCUCGUGACAAAAUAUUGGGGGACAGAUCGUUACAGGAAAAGCUUGCUGAAAACAUCAACAAAAUUCUUGCAAAUGAACCAACUCCCCAAACACCAAAGGCCCCAUCAAAUUCAAUAGAAGACGACCAGUCAAUUGAUGAGAUUCUCGGAUUACAGGGAGAAAUACAUAUGAGUGACGAUGCAAUCCAUGACAUUUUGGAGCAAACAGAAUCUGACCCUGCCUUUCAUGCCCUGUUUGACCUCUUUGACUGUAGUUAUUAUUACUUAUAUUAUCUUUAUACCGUCUGUAGUGGAAAUAUGAAUAAAAAUGACACGGUUCUUUUGAUUUAUGAAUGUGAAUUUUCAUUUGCAGAUAAAACACGAAUUGAUGGAGAACCAGGAGAUAUAGAUAUGGACAAUACAACAAGGCAGAGUGAUACUGCCGAACCACCACCAUCUACAGUCGGGCAGCUUCAGAGUAACAAUGAUCCAGGUACCACACUGCAAGACACAUCAGAUUUAACAGCAGUCACAGUGAAGAACAAAGUUGUACAAGAACGCAAGACCAGAAAAUCAAACUCACUGUUGAAGAAGACUGUACUCGGGACAAGUAGCAGGUCAUCCCAGAUGGAAAACAGCUCUGCUAAACUGCUGAUUACAGUUGAGGAGCCUCCUGAUGAAAAUGGAAAGGAAAAAACCUCACUGUUCAAUAAUAGUGUUGAUGGAUCACCAGUGGAUAUUGACAACACAGUGGAUACUAUUUUAGAGAAUACAGUCACUCUCGGGAAUCUGGAGUGUGUCACUAAGGACAACUUACCCACCACAAUGCCCCUCAUUGACUCAGCAGCGGUCCUUUUAUCAAGAGACACUGCUACAGCGGAACCAGUCGUUAAUGUGGACAAUAAAAAGGAAAGUAAACAAGAACAAGGAUCUCCAGCUCAAUCUGCUAUAUCUUUGCUAUCCUCGCAGAGUAAUCAGUCUUUACCUUUGUCUCCUGCACAAGUUCAUUUGAGUGGAAACCCCUCUCUUUCUUCAGUUGCAGCCAGUACGAGAACAACUCAGCCUCAGAUGAAUCUCACCUCAACACCUCAGUCUUUCCCUACCUCAUUUUCUUCUGCUGAUUCCACUGUUGCUAUCACCACUGCAACAAAUGCAGUAACAGCUUGUUCCCGUCUGUCCUCCUCUAACAGAACAUUUCAUAAAGGUUUGCUUGAUUCAUCCACAUUUAGUUCUGCAACAUCCUCCAACUCUGGCAUGAUAGGCGCUGCUGAAUCUUGUUCUUUGACUAGCAAUGAUACCAGCCCAAGUAAAGCUGUGACGGAUUCCAAUAACAUAGUUUCUUUGAAAAUCAUCAUCAGUGAUAACCCAGAUGAGAAUUCCUCAGGUGACAAAGCUUUGAGUCAGGCAAUUUCCAGUAUUUCUACAGAAAAGGUACCCACAAUCUACCUUUCCUCCCCUGCCAAGUCCCCCAGAGGAUCUGGAACACCAAGAGGCACUAACUUGGAUGAAACGGCACUGGCAGUUUGUGGGUUACAAAGCUCAGAUGCACUAGCUAAUUCGCCUAGUAGAACUGGAGCAGUAGUUCCAUCGCAUCCGUUACCAGCAACGGCACAAACACAGCAAAGCUACAUUAUUCAGCUACCCUUGGACACUGCUAACCCUCCGCUCCAAGGAGCAACUACCAGCUAUUUCCUCAUGACAGAACCCCUGACAGCAGAUACUUCAGGAAGACAGGUACAAGUGCCUACUGGUUCCUCAAAAGCACCACUUUUGCCUAAAAACAACCAUUAUAGUGUUACCACAGCAACACCUGUACAAAGCUUUGUCACUGGGUCAACACUCAUCUUACCAUCACCUAUUAAGCCCAUGAUGUUUCCUGUGUCUGUUAUGGGACAGAAUGCAACCGGAAAUGUCCAGAUGGUGGCUAAUCAGUUUGUUGGAAUACCAAACCCGGUGCCAAUGCAGCAGACUUUAACAGUCGAUCCCAAACUUGCCACAGUUGCAGUCAAACAGUCCACAACUGGUGGAAUUAUUCACAAUGAGGCGACAGAGGACAUGCAGAAAGCAAUUCAGCAGCAUGAACCAAAGGAUUCCAGUUCCAACCAUAAGAGAAUGUUACGUUUUGAGUCAUCUACCAAAGUUCAACCAACCUCUAAACCAGCACCAACUGUCACCUCUUCAGCUACGAAUACAUCAACUUCACAAAGUGUCACACAGACUAAGAAAGGUCGUUCACACACGGAUCCCUUUGCGAGGCCUGCUACAAGGCCUGCUAUCCUAAGUGGCAAUAAGCCUAAACGGAAGGUCGAGACUGUGAAGUGCUCAGCAGAUCCCAAAGCUGGUGGGACUUUGGUUAAGUCUGCUUCUCCUCAUCAACAACAAAACCAAGUAAAAAUGAACUCUGGCAAACAAGAUAAUAACAUCUGCAAUCCAAAACUUCAAACUGCAAGUGGGAGCAGGAUCCAUGUGUCUCAGUCUGAGUCUGUAAAAAGCUCAGAACCAGGAACUAAAUUUGAAUCUACAGCAGGGGGAAACAUUCACAAUAAGGAUGUGAUAAGUGAUGGAGCCAAAGCGAAGGAUUGUGGUAGCUCAAAGUCGGUGUCGUCCGACUCUGUGCUAAAAUCGGUUAGCAGUAAGGAUAAAGGUGAGAGCAGUAGGAAAGAGCUGUUUGAAGAAGAGACAGAGAAGAACAUGAAUACUCAGCGCAAACCAAAUGUGGUAGCUGACAAAGAAAACAAAGUGAUGUGUUGCUCACCUGAGCAGCAGCAGUCCUCUCACACACCUUUCUCCUCAGCACCAGCAGACUUAGCCCUUCCAGAUGUCACACACACACCAAGUUCCCAAUCCAAAGCUGCCCAAAUUCCCUCAAAGACCAACUCUUUGGGCAUACAGGCAGCUGAGAUGCUGCAGAACAUUCAGGGGCUCAAGUCUCCUCCCAGACCUGCUAAGAGAUUAGGACUAAACAGCCCAGACCUUACUGGUCCUCGAACCCCAGGGACUGGUGGUAACCAGGAAGACUCUAUGAAUAGUCCAAGGACUCCUCUGAAACAGAAGAGGAGUAAAGAUGCGGAAGGAACACCUAAGAAUCUUCUUCCCCACAACACCCCAGAUGUCCCCACCUGCAGCCCCGUCAGUGAAGCUGGGAGCGAAAACAGCAUCAAUAUGGCCGCUCACACGCUAAUGAUCCUGUCGCGUGCUGCCAUCGCCAGGACCGGCACUCCACUCAAGGACAGUUUGCGUCAGGAAGCGGGCGAAAAGUCUCCUAUAAGCUUGAAGAAUUCAAAGAAGCGCAAGCAGUCCCCAUCCACUGCCAGCCCUCCUCCUAAGAAGUCUUUGAAACAAUCCCCCACUAAAAAGAAAAAACGGGAAAGCAAAACAAUUAUAAAUUGCUUUCCCCAAGACAUGGAUGUGGAUAAGUUCCUUUCUUCACUUCACUACGAUGAAUGAAAGUGGACGAACCAACAGGAAAGGGCUGCUAUAUCAUGAGCUACUUGAAUUAAGUCCAGAAGUAGAACAAGGCAUCUGCUGAACCAGUGCCCAUUGUUCCUUUUCAUAACCAAGCCUUAGACCUUGUAAACUGAAAUAAAUGUUUGGCCUGUUUAGACUUCCUUUCACUAAUGUUUUUGGCUGUUGCAGAAGUUGAGCCAACACGGCACUUUUUUUUUUCCAUCCUCACACUUGUUUCUGGUUAUAAUGCUGUUUCACAGCAAUAGUUGGAUAUGUUUGAAUUUGUACUUAAAAAGUGCAUUUUCUCAAGGGUGGUUCAGCAUUUCUUUGGUCAAUAUUUGACUCUGGUUUGAGUAAACCAACUAACAGUUAAACAUGUUGGCUUGUAAAAAAUACAUUUUGUAACAUGCGUCUUCCAAUAAAUGUGUGAUAUGUUUGAAUAUAACUUUUGAUUUGUUUAUGUUAAGAAAUGUGAUCUAAAUAAGAAAUGUGAAGUGAAAAUAUUUUAAGAAGAAACAUGAAUGUGACAUUUGGGAGCAAAAGUACAGUAUUUCUUAAGCCUGGAACACUAAAUGAUUGUAUUUUUGUUGCGCAAUAAAAUUGCAUUGCUUCCUGAAUAUAUUAUUUCUCAUGUGUAGAAGGAAUGUCAAGUACGGCCUGAAGAAAGAUGAUAGAACUUUCAUCUGUUAUUAAAUAAUAAUAUCUCAA
Messenger RNA from Phyllopteryx taeniolatus (common seadragon), 5085 nucleotides. It is a transcript of the gene npat, whose product is annotated as nuclear protein, ataxia-telangiectasia locus. Gene Ontology annotation, cellular component: nucleus. Lineage: Eukaryota; Metazoa; Chordata; Actinopteri; Syngnathiformes; Syngnathidae. The record is from RefSeq and is a predicted model, not a curated record. Gene Ontology annotation, molecular function: protein binding; transcription coregulator activity. Bases 169 to 4377 code for a protein of 1402 amino acids. The transcript has 16 exons.